CGCUUCAAGUCGAAGGUCGAAGGUGAAUGUCUCCAAAACAAAAUGGUAAACGAAAACAAAGAUGAUCACGAAAUCCAGUCACAAUUCGACGGUAGCGAAGAAAGAAUCAGUGCAUUCAAGUUGACAAAAUUUCCACAGACAAGAGUGCGCAAUAUGAUGAAAUUGGAUCCCGAUUUACAUUUAGCAAGUCAAGAAUCUGUACAUGUGAUUAGUAAGGCAGCGGAAUUGUUUGUGGAAUAUCUUGCUAAAGAGGCUUAUGAAAGAACUGCUCAAGGAAAGAGAAAAACUAUUCAGAAGAAAGACCUAGAUUCAUGUGUAAAUGAAAAUGACGAGCUUGCAUUUUUACAAGGGGUGUUGGAGUAAUACAACAGAAUUUGAAGAUAAAGAUCUUCAAAUCCACUCAUUCCUAAUAUUUACGCACUGAAAAAUAUAAGAAGAAUGAUCUGAUUAACUUCUGGGGUGAUUUUUGUCCCCAACUGUUGCUUUGUCAACAACACACAAUGUAGGAAUUGAAUGGUUAGUUAGUUUAAAGAAGAGCACAAGCUUUGUCUCUUGAUUAAUAACGAAACAGAUUGUAUUGAGGUAAAUAGAAUGUUUUACUAAUGAUUUGAACAAUUUCAAACUAUUUACAAAACUGUAAAUUAUUCAUAUCUACAAUUAACAUUUUCUUCUAUUUUAAAUGUAUUUUUAUUUCAGGCUUACUUACAUACUUGGGCUAAAACAUUUCACCAGCAAUUUUAAUAAAAUUAAGUGUUUU
Xenia sp. Carnegie-2017 is the source of this 757-nucleotide messenger RNA. Its product is annotated as DNA polymerase epsilon subunit 4-like. Gene Ontology annotation, molecular function: protein heterodimerization activity. Gene Ontology annotation, cellular component: nucleus; epsilon DNA polymerase complex. The transcript is spliced from 4 exons. The record is from RefSeq and is a predicted model, not a curated record. NCBI's taxonomy places the organism in Eukaryota, Metazoa, Cnidaria, Anthozoa, Malacalcyonacea, Xeniidae. The coding region runs from base 43 to 363 and encodes 106 amino acids.